Molecule: messenger RNA, 756 nt
Organism: Aspergillus costaricaensis CBS 115574
Lineage: Eukaryota; Fungi; Ascomycota; Eurotiomycetes; Eurotiales; Aspergillaceae
Exons: 1
Coding region: 8-601 (197 amino acids)
Source: RefSeq, a predicted model, not a curated record
CUGCAAGAUGCCCCCAACCAUUUCCCCGCUGACCUGUUGCAUCCCCCGCACGCCAACCUUACGGGUUUCCCGCAACUUCCGUUCGUACAGAUUGUCCCGGACAUUCUCAUCAUCGUCAUCGUCAUCACCAUCCAGAUCUCCGCUCUCCGUGUCUCUACAAGCACCCUCUACGCGACCUACGUCUACGAGCAUCACCAACACAAAUAUCCCCACAAUCGAGAAGAUCUCCUGUCUUCGAACCUACCAGAAACGAACCAUGUCUGCUGCUCCCAUUCCCGACCGUUAUAAACUCGUCUUCUUCGUCCCGCACUCCGACCUCGAGGCCUGUAAAGAAGCCGUCUUCGCGACCGGAGCGGGAACUUUCCCUGGGGGCAAGUACCAAAAAUGCUGUUUCCAGAUGCCCGGUCAAGGCCAAUUUCUGCCGUCCGAGGGUGCGAAUCCUGCCAUUGGUGAAGUUGGGACAGUCGAGACGGUCGAGGAGAUGAAGGUGGAGGUGAUGUGUCUGGGACGGUCGGUUAUGCUGCAGGCAGUCGAGGCAUUGAUUAAGGCUCAUCCGUAUGAGGAGGUCGCGUAUGAGGUGUAUAAGAUGGAAAAUGUGUAAUGGGCUGUUGGGGAUGUCGGAUGCGUUGCUGGGUUAUAGGCCCGGUCGGUUAGGUGUCACGAAGGCGUUGUAGAGAGAUUGAGUUGUGGGGGUGCCUGUUGUUAGUCCCAAUAAAUCUGCAAGCCAGAUUAAAGCCGAAUAAAUUAUAUCAUGAU